AAAUGGCUCCGUUUAUAUAUUAUCAACCGUUUCCAUCUAAUUCCCAAGCAUUCAUGGACCAGAACUACCGGAAUGUCUGUUGCGUUUUUUCGAUUCUGCCUGCAAUGUCCCGCUAAUUGCUCUCAGCACGAUGGCAACAACCUCUCUCUGCGACGAUCUCCCUCCCUCACUGGAGAAAGAGGAUCUUAACCUGAGCAACUGCUCGCUGGAAAACCUAAUCACGAGCACAUGGGACCGAGCAGACAUAGUGUUGCAGGGUUUGAAAGAGUCCCAAUCCGAGCUUCUCAGCCAUGUGAAGAAACUGAAAGAAGAUUGGCAAGCAGACAUGGAUCGCCAAAUGAAUUCUUGUGAGCAGGAAAUCGAAGGUCUCAGCAACGCACACAAUGCAGAGAUGGAGAGGCUCCAAAUCGAGCUUCUGAGCCGCGCAAAUGCCUUGAAAGAGCAGUUGUGGACGCUGCAACAGAAUUGGCAGCUCGAAGUUGGGGCUCUCGCUGGCCCUCCGUCUCUGUCAGCGAAACCCUAAUUCUCGCUAAUCCUACAACAAACUCAAAACUCUUUUCCUGACAAAGCUGGAAAUAAUUAUUAUUAUUAUUACUACUAGGGAGUGCUUUGGGGUUUUUGUUUUAGGAUUGGAAAAAAAAAUGAAGGGAAACGUUACUUAAUGUAAAGGAAUGCAUUAAUUCUGAUUGUAGUUGUGGGAUUCAAAACUUUACCUCUAAGAUCCCUCAUAUUACUUGGCUAAACUAUCACAUAGUUUCUAUCAUCUCAUAGUUGUUUGUGCACAUCGUGGUCGCACAUCAAUAGAUGUGUUGAGCAGCACAUUGAAGAAGAUUGAUUGGAGUACAAUAUAUAUUACAUUUUCUUGAGUA
This is a messenger RNA of Physcomitrium patens, 869 nucleotides long. RefSeq lists its product as uncharacterized. The record is from RefSeq and is a predicted model, not a curated record. NCBI's taxonomy places the organism in Eukaryota, Viridiplantae, Streptophyta, Bryopsida, Funariales, Funariaceae.